AUGAGGCUUCUAAUCAUUUCCAGCCUGCUCUGCAUCCUGCUUUUCUGCUUCUCAGUCUUCUCAGCGGAAGGGAGAAGACAUCCUGCCAAGUCCUGGAGAGUCAGGCCCUGCUGCCAUGGAGUUUCCAGCCCCAACACGACAGCCCUGAAAGGGCACCGUGUGAGGUACUGCAAACCGUGCAAGCUCAAGCUGGCAUCCAAAACUUGGGUGGUGCCCGGGCCACUCCCACAGGUAUAG
This is a messenger RNA of Carlito syrichta (Philippine tarsier), 237 nucleotides long. It is a transcript of the gene GPR15LG, whose product is annotated as chromosome unknown C10orf99 homolog. The coding region runs from base 1 to 237 and encodes 78 amino acids. NCBI's taxonomy places the organism in Eukaryota, Metazoa, Chordata, Mammalia, Primates, Tarsiidae. The transcript is spliced from 3 exons. Gene Ontology annotation, molecular function: G protein-coupled receptor binding. The record is from RefSeq and is a predicted model, not a curated record.